Molecule: messenger RNA, 339 nt
Organism: Topomyia yanbarensis
Lineage: Eukaryota; Metazoa; Arthropoda; Insecta; Diptera; Culicidae
Product: histone H2B 1/2-like
Exons: 1
Cellular component (GO): nucleosome
Molecular function (GO): protein heterodimerization activity; DNA binding; structural constituent of chromatin
Source: RefSeq, a predicted model, not a curated record
CAGAAGAACAUCGCCACAAAAGCAGGAGGAGGAGAGAAGAAGAAGCGAAAGCAACGCCGCAAGGAAAGCUACGCUAUCUACAUCUACAAGGUGCUGAAGCAGGUCCAUCCGGACACCGGUGUCUCGUCGAAGGCGAUGAGCAUCAUGAAUAGCUUCGUGAACGACAUCUUCGAGCGUAUUGCUAACGAAGCAUCUCGUCUGGCCCAUUACAACCGACGGUCGACGAUCACCUCCCGCGAGGUACAGACCGCCGUUCGUUUGCUGUUACCGGGCGAGCUGGCCAAACAUGACGUAUCGGAAGGUACCAAGGCCGUUACCAAGUAUACCAGCUCGAAGUAA